This is a messenger RNA of Wallemia mellicola CBS 633.66, 2258 nucleotides long. RefSeq names its product S-adenosyl-L-methionine-dependent methyltransferase. The record is from RefSeq and is a predicted model, not a curated record. The coding region runs from base 97 to 1503 and encodes 468 amino acids. Gene Ontology annotation, biological process: lipid biosynthetic process. The transcript has 2 exons. Lineage: Eukaryota; Fungi; Basidiomycota; Wallemiomycetes; Wallemiales; Wallemiaceae.
AGUUGGCCGGUAAACAGGUAAUUCGGAGGCAUGUAAUGACAAUCUUAAAUUAGGAAUUCCACAACUGGUCUGCAUGAAAGCGGUCAUAGCGGCCGUAUGAAAUCCGAGAGUAUCAUAAGUAGCUUGAUAGAAUAUAGUUUAAGUGGAGUCGCUAGAAAUAUAAUACUAUCCUACUUUGAAAGUAUUACGAUAGGGAAGUUGUUAGUAGCUGAUGUUCAGAAUGGCUGCACAUUUGUAUACCCAAGCGAUGCAUCAGAAGUAGUUAAGCCAUCAGCUAAAAUAACAGUAAAGAAUGCAACAUUUUGGAUACGUUUACUACUCUCAAAGGAUUUGGGGUUUAGUGAAGCGUUUAUAUUUGGUGAUAUUGACGUCGACGAUUUGACUGAAGUGUUCAAGGUGUUCCUUCUAAAUCGCCGAAAUUUUGAUGAAACGCCAUAUAUACCUUCGAAAGUUCAUAGUAUACUUUCUUACGCGAUUAACACGCGUUUUAUGCAAAAUAUCACAAAUACUAGAAGCCUAAAUACCAUAGCAUACGAAGAUUCAAGUGGAUUCUUCCAAACGUUUCUAUCUAAGGAUAUGUCACAUAGUUGUGGAAUAUAUCAAAGCGCGUAUGCUGAUAAAGAACUUGCAUUUUCAUUCAUUGGCUCUGACAACAAGAAGCAACACAAGCAUAGACUUAAUAAGAUGGGUUCUUUCCUGGCUAAUGGCGACGCCGUCAAUGACGGUGAUGACUUACACAAUGCACAAUUGAGGAAAAUGCGCACAAUAAUUAGAAAAUCUAAUAUACUACCAAAUAUGCGCCUUUUAGAAAUUGGCUGGGGAGGCUCUUUUGCGAUUGAAAUGUGCUCUCAGUAUCCAUCAUUGGUAAUUGACACAUUGACAGUGAGUAUUACUCAAAAAGAGCUGGCCGAAGAGGCAACUAGGAUUGCUGGAUAUACUCAUCGAAUAAGAAUACAUCUAUGUGAUUAUAAAAAUAUGCCAUUAAGUUGGAAAUCCCAAUUUGAUCGUGUUAUAUCGAUAGAAAUGAUCGAGUCAAUUUCGACAGAACAGCUCCCUGGAUACUUUGAAUGUAUAGAUUGGGCACUUAACGAUCAUGGUAUUGGGAUAAUACAAUCUAAAACUAUACCAGAGGCUCGCUACAAAGAUCACGUUGAUAAGGUUGAUUUCAUCAGAAAGUAUACCGGGGAAAUGCUUCCCUCAUUAACAUUAAUAUUCAAUGCACUACACGAUGGUACAAAGGGUGCACUAAUUAUCGAUAACAUAAUGCAAAUUGGGCCGCACUACGCAAGAACAUUUAGAGAUUGGAAGAAAGCAUUUUUGCUCAACUUUGAUCAAAACAUCAAGCAUCAACUAGACAGCUUAACAGACAAUGAAGUCGAAUCAUUCAAACGUAAAUGGAUUUACUAUUUCACCUAUUGUGAAGCAGGAUUUGAAACCAGAACUUUCGGAAAUCACAUCAUAACAAUGACGAGGGAAUCAAACAAUGAUAUGAUAAAUGUAUAACAAAAAAAGAAAAUUAUCGUGUAUAAUAAUUUUAGAAUGGUAUCCUAUGCAUAGACUAUCUAUAGUAAUUAAUUGAUAACAGUAACCCAACCAGCUUCACCUUGACUAUCAUUUUCAUCGUCAAUAUCAUCAUAAAUGCUAGUUCUUAUAGGUGCAGGUGGUGUAGUAGAGAAUGAAGUUGAUAAAUUAGCUAAAUCUUGUGUAGCUUCUAAAACAUCCAAAGGUGGAGAUUCCACUCGAUCGUCAUCUUGAUAAGAAAGUUGCUUAUCAUUUCUAAGCAAUUGAACAAUCGCUUGAUUGUGUUGUAAAUCCGUUUCGACGAGUUCAGGUACUUGAUCGUCCGUAGUGGCCGUGAAUGCAGGUGAUGAAGGUGUCGGCGUUGAACUUUGCUGCACGAGAUCGGUAAGAGCUGAACUAGAGGAUACUGAUCCAUUCUCCACCCUAACUGAUGAAGGUGGAGUUUGUAUGUUUGGUAACCGAGGCGAAGAAGGUGGAUUAGUUGAAGGUGGAGUGAUUAGAUCCUUAUCUGUGUUACUAGUGAAUUGAGAUAAUGAACUACCAGUAGGUGAACUUGGAUUGCUUGAACUAUGAUCAGAAUGCUGGAAUGCUGUAGCUCGUUCUUUCACAUUUUUAGAGCCCGAGGAAAUCCUCCGCUGUGCAUCCAUAACGCCUAAAGAAGUUGAAGGUCUUUGUUGUUGUUGUAACGCUAAAAUUCUUUCUUUCACGCUUAAAUUUGUCAUUUUUAUUUCAUUGGC